GCGGGGCUAAUCGGAGAAGCGGUUCAGGAAACAGCCUUCUGGAGUUUGGACUGCGAGCAAGCCGGGAAUAUCAGCUCCUGUGUGGCUCCUGCUGGGGUUUCUCUGAAACUUUUACCGUCCUCCCCCCCGGCUUUAGACUCGAGGUAAUGGACAAUUAAGGAGACUUUUUUCACCAACUCCCCUCCCGGACAACAACUUGAAAAGCGAGUCAGAAGCGCCGCCGCCCUCACUUGGAACCCAGCCUCAACAGAAGCCGCGAUGGGCAAACAGAACAGCAAACUCCGCCCCGACGUCAUGCAGGACCUGAUGGAGAACACGGACUUCACCGAGCACGAGAUCACCGAGUGGUACAAGGGCUUCCUGCGGGACUGCCCCAGCGGCGCGCUGACCAUGGAGGAGUUCAAGAAGAUCUACGCCAACUUCUUCCCGUACGGCGACGCCUCCAAGUUCGCCGAGCAYGUCUUCCGCACGUUCGACGCCAACGGGGACGGGACCAUAGACUUCAGGGAGUUCAUCAUCGCCCUCAGCGUCACCUCGCGCGGCCGGCUGGACCAGAAGCUGAAGUGGGCCUUCAGCAUGUACGACCUGGAUGGGAACGGAUACAUUAGCAAGGCAGAGAUGCUGGAGAUUGUAACGGCCAUUUACAAAAUGGUUUCCUCCGUUAUGAAAAUGCCCGAGGACGAAUCCACACCUGAGAAACGCACAGAUAAGAUCUUCAGGCAGAUGGACACAAAUCGAGAUGGGAAACUGUCUCUGGAGGAGUUCGUCGAGGGAGCAAAAAACGACCCCUCCAUCGUGCGACUGCUGCAGUGUGAUCCCAGUAGUGCCGGGCAGUAGGAGACUGGACUCCUCCCACGUCUCAUUUAGCACAUUUAUACAAAUUUCUCUUUCCUGACCCACCUGAGAUUCUUUGAGGUUCGACCCCUGGACCUGUAGAGGCCCAUGAACAGGAAACGCGCCCAGCUGCAGUUGUACAGACGGUAAAUGCUAACGCCUGACGUAAUCUUUUAGACGCACCGUUCAUGCGCCUCUGUCUGGUCAAAGGCUCCGUGAGAACACGGGUCUCUUACGUGGUACAAGUAUGACUUGAAGGACUAAAAAAAAAAAAAUCCCAUCAAAGACUUGUUGAAAUCGAAGCCGUCCCUGCACUGGGAGUGAGCCGACGGCCCGGCGAGGAUAAUCUAGUUAUCCUGUGUGGUACGAUGAGGCAAAACCAAGUUUCGUUUUUAUUGUUAUUAAUAUUAUUAUUUUUUGUUUAAAGCAUAAUUCCCUAUUUAAAGUGAAUCAUGCUUGAUUCAUCUGUGGAACUGAUUUUUGAUGGUGAACAGGUCUUGAAGUAUUUCAAUAUCAACACUGGAAAAUAAAAAAAUGAAGUGUACAGAUCGGGGGCUACAAGUUUUCCCAGCUGGCAGGAUUUUUUUUUUUUUAGAUUAUAAAUCUGGGAAUUGUAGUUUUCAGACAUAUACAUUUUUUAUGUGAUUUUUUUUUUUUUGAAGAAUGUUUUAUUGUACCAAAACUGACUUGAUUCCUGAAUGAAGAGGAAUUACAGCUAACUUGUGUACAGAUUCACACACAUGAAUUUGACAUAUAAAGUUAGUUUUUUUUCUUCAACUAUGAUUAUUAUCUGAAUUUAUAGGUAUGAACUUACUUAUUCUUUUGUUCUGAUGUGGCAGUUUGCUGCAGCAUUUAAAUCUUGACAGGAACGUGUUAACUAUUUCAUUUAUUUGACAUGAACGAAACAGUAUAUUCACUCAUAUUUAUAUUAGACGUGUUUAAAAAAAUUAAUAAAUAAAAAGGAGAGGACCACGUGAUGCAUUUAACUUGAAAAAUCGCGUUAUUUUUAAAGAUGGCAAUCAUUCACAGCAUUUCCUUUUGUUUUGUUUUUCCUGUGCGACUGUGUUCAGUCUCCAAAGUAAAGUGCAAGAAAAAUAAAAUUUUCUACCGAUCAUGUCUCCUUCAUGUUUGUCCUCACCUGAGUAAAUACCGUGACAGUUAAACUUGCUCUUUUUGCCCCGUUUUUUUUUUUACUGUAUGCCGACAGAUAAUUAAAAAAAAAAAAAGAAAAAGAAAGAAAAAGAAAUUGGGGCUUCUGCACCUUCCUGUACAACAAAACGGUGCUUUUUAACUCCAUGUUUCAUUUCAGUAGCAUCUUGUGGUCAAGUGCCAAACACMGAUGAAUUGAAAACACAAACAGAAAACAGUAUUGUAUCAGUUUUUACUGUACACACACCGGUUGCGCAAACGUCACUGUAUCAUUUUGUAGAUUUUGUAAUGUUAAUUUGCAUACUGUAUUCUGUGUAGGCUGUCCAUUUUGUUUAAUCAAAUAAAGACGAAAUGGGAAAA
Molecule: messenger RNA, 2343 nt
Organism: Austrofundulus limnaeus
Lineage: Eukaryota; Metazoa; Chordata; Actinopteri; Cyprinodontiformes; Rivulidae
Gene: ncaldb
Product: neurocalcin delta b
Exons: 4
Coding region: 259-837 (192 amino acids)
Biological process (GO): calcium-mediated signaling
Molecular function (GO): actin binding; calcium ion binding; tubulin binding
Source: RefSeq, a predicted model, not a curated record